GUUAGCUUGGCAGAGCUCUCGCCACAACACUCGGCCACAUGGGCGAUUCCAAAAGGCAGGGGGCGGCGGUGACUCGCCGUAGGCGUCUUCGGUAUAUAGUUCUUUGACGGCCCCGAGGCCCCGCGAGGGUCCCAGGGGCAGAAUAAUGCCACAGACCUCGCUUCGUGAUGUGUUCAAGACGCGAGCACCCCGGGGAAGACCUGCCCGAAAGCCAGAGCCGUGCCUGAACCCAGAAUGGCUCUACUUGCUUGCGUGAUAGAUCGACCCCCGACACCGACAACAAACACGACUGUUGGACAGAACAAGACAUCGACGAGUCGCCAGGUUGCUCGUGGCCGGUCACGUCCACAUUGGCAGAGCGGGGGAGGGAGCUGGGAAAGGGGCAUGCUGCUCCAUGACAAACACCUUGCCACGAUCUAAAGCCGCCGCAAUCGCCGCGGCGACCUCCAAAACCGACCCGGAGGCGUGGCCCGGGGUCGGAUAUCACCACGCAACAAGCAGUUCUGAUCUCGGCGCACUGGCGCUGCGUUCCCCCUCCCGGCAGCCUGCUCCUCCACAGCCACGCGUUCUUCUGCCUGGGUGCAGGGCGGUCGACAGAGAGGAAAAGAACAAGGGGCCCCGAGGGGGCACAGCCAGAUCGUCACAAACUUAAUGAUGUUCCAUGCUAUUUCCAGGGUUUUCCUCUCUCCUCCCCCAUGUCCCAUGUUGUCCCUUAUAUAUUUUAAUGAUGAUCAGCGCCUGUUGGGUCUGUGUUGGCCUUUCCCUCCUGGAAGACGAGCACAGCAGGAGGACAAAUUCGGGCGAGGAUCCCUUCGGGAACGUCUGAGCGCUGGCGGGCCCGAAGAGGCGUCGGGCGCCGCGGCCGUGGCAGAGUGCUCCAGGACGCUCCGGCAGCUGGAUCGACUCGUCCUCAUCCUGGGCCUGACCUGUCGGGCUGCAGUCGGGGCGUUGACCUAGGGAACCCGAAACGAGGAACGAGGCCCCUCUUUUCCACGAGUGGAACUUCGAUUUCGCAUCGAGAACCUAAGAAGAGAAUCCAGGGCCAGCUGCGAAACAAUGAAGGAACGCGGAGCCCCUCCCCAACGAAAAGGGUUCCUUCUUCAGGGCCCCGACCGUAGAGGGGGGGCGGGACUGGGACGCGGACCGAAGUGGUGCAAACCAUCCACAGAGCUGCGAUCGCCUUGCGAGCGCACGGCCGCGCCGCCCUCUGCCUCCCUCCGGCCACCUGCGCCUCCCUCGAGGCUGCGGAGACGCGUAUCCGAAGUCCUCUCAACCUGACGUCUUCUGGGAGAGCAGGAGCAGCAUCAGCGCCACGCCGGCCCCAUCGGCGCGCUGCUGCUGAAGGCGUGCCCAGUCCUCCGACAGAAUGCGGGUGGGCAACGCGCAGAGGCUCAGGGACGACGCGCGUGUCACUGGUACUCUCGACGUGCCCCUUCCGAGCUACGCCGCCGCAUGCCGCUGGGAUCCCCCUGCAUAUAAUAUUAUCGGAAGCCGUCUCUCGGGCCGGGCGAAAGGGGGGGAUAGCGAAAGGGGUGUUUGAGAAUCAGCUCGAGUAGCUGAUUUUCCCGGCGCCUCUCGGCGCCGGGAGGCACCCAUGUAUCGAGAAUUAGGCCCCUCGGUGGGUCCAAAACCAGCUGCAUGAAGCAAAUUUCGCACCCCCCCU
Molecule: messenger RNA, 1663 nt
Organism: Prorocentrum cordatum
Lineage: Eukaryota; Dinophyceae; Prorocentrales; Prorocentraceae
Source: the annotation of a GenBank genome assembly